AUGGAAUAUAAUUCAUUGUUUUCGUCAUUAACAUCCUCAUCAAUAGAAACAUAUGAAUGUGAUGAGGCUGUUGAGAUGUAUUACCCAUUAAUUUCUGCAGAUAAUGGAGUAGAGAUAUUGGGAUCUUGUAAUGGAUUGCUUUGCGUACGCACUAGCUUCCCUGGUGGUGAGGAUGAGGAUGCAAUUAGUCUUUGGAACCCAUCUUCUAAUGAGUACAAGGAAUUACCUUCAUCACCAAAUCAUUUUUCACGUGAGGACACCGGUUUAUAUGGGUUUGCCUAUGACUCUCAGGAUGAUGAUUACAAGGUUGUAAGAGUCGUGGACUAUUACUAUAAUAAUUAUUAUGAUACUGGAUCUGACAUCGAGGUGUAUAAUUUACGAUCAAAUUCAUGGAAAGAUAUCGGUCCUGUACCUUAUCUUUUUCCUAGUCAUAAAAUACCUGGGGUAAUUGUAAAUGGAGUUCUGCACUGGUUAGGAGCUAAAAUUAGUGAGCCCAACUUUAUCGUAAUAGCUUUUGCUAUCGGUACCGAGACAUUCAAGGAGUUGGCAGUAGAAGGGCUACAUCUACCAGAGUGUGAUGAGAAUAUCUAUAAUUAUAUCUUGGGAGCCUUAGCGGGGUGCCUUUGUUUACUAUUUAAUGUAUUUGAUGUUCAGGUCGAUGUGUGGGUGAUGCAGGCGAAUGGAGUUAAAGAAUCUUGGACUAAACGUAUAAGCAUUACCCAAGAGAAUAUUACCAGAAACAAUUAUUUGACACUAAAGUGGGACUUCAAGAACGGUGAGAUUCUACUAAUGGGUGAUGAUUUCUUGUUUUAUUAUGACUCAAAUCGUAACAGAGAUAAGAAAGUGAUCAUUCGUGGGGCUGAUUUAAGGUUCGUAGCAGCAGAGAAUUUUGUGCCCAGCCUUGUUUCACUUAACUCUGGUACUUAUGUGGAAAGAAGAAUGCUGGAAUGA
This is a messenger RNA of Papaver somniferum (opium poppy), 951 nucleotides long. Its product is annotated as F-box/kelch-repeat protein At3g06240-like. Bases 1 to 951 code for a protein of 316 amino acids. The transcript has a single exon. The record is from RefSeq and is a predicted model, not a curated record. Lineage: Eukaryota; Viridiplantae; Streptophyta; Magnoliopsida; Ranunculales; Papaveraceae.